CUAGGAUUGUUUGAAGGGCACGCUUAUAUUUUUGCUGCUUGCUUGCUAUCCGUGCAAAGGGCCAAGUCAGGAUGACGUAAUUUAGCCUGGCUCUCACUAACCGGGACUAGAUCCAUCUAAUAACUAGUUAACCUAACCCAAUCUCAACCUUAAAAAACAUCCACCGCGGCUCUGCGGAGUAGCUCGAAUUCACAGCCGAGGGACCAGCUCUGCGGAGGCUGCUGUUGCUGCUGCUACAAUAUAAUAAUGGCGGCCCGUUCACCAAACUGCGGGGGUUCAUGGGCUUGGCUUGACACUCCAGAUAUUGUUUACCCGAGAAUAUAAGAUCCUGACGAUAUGGAUGAUAGAAAGCGGGGACGGACACCAGCAAUUGGCCCUUAAUUCCUUCAUAUUUCGUUCUUCUCUCCUCCUAGGUUGCGAUCCUGCGUGCUCUGGCCGGAGCUUGUUUUAGCUAGAACCGAUAGCUUGAGAGCUUGAAAUCCGACUUGCUUUGUUUCUUCUUCUAUCUCUUGCCAUUUGUGAGACUCGUGCCACAGAGUGCAGGACAUUUACGGACCGACGAGAACCCUCGAGGGAUAGCGACGGCAGACAGUUUAUCGAUAUUCGACUGAGAGAGCUGUCUCCUUCAAUAUUGACUUAAGUUUUAUUUAACAAUCCGUUCAUCUUUGCCUCUCAGAUUAUCAUGGGUCCCGGUACUUAUCCCCCCAAGCUCACUGUCGUUGAGAAGCUGGAUUUGGUUUCAGCGAGCCUCUCGUUGGUUGCAAGCGCCCUCUAUGCGGCCAUUACUGGCAUAUUCCGCGGGCAGCACGGGCAUAAGUAUUACAAGAAGCAUGUCAGUCAUGCAGUGAUAAAGACAGCUCUCAAUCGAGUAUCGACGCGGCAGCACCAGGCGCUCAACCCUUCUACUAAUCAAGUAUACGAACUCUUCGCGACAAAGAGCGGGUUCACGCCGCAAACCGUGCCACUUGAUCAUGGCGCCCAGGGUCAUUGGAUCGGCAAUAAAGAUGCGAAGAAUGUGUUGAUUUACUAUCAUGGCGGUGGUUUUGCAGCCGCCGCUGGCCCUGCGUUUUUCCAGCUCCAGAACGACAUCCUGGACCAGCUCAAAGCUGCGGGCAAAGACAUUGCCAUCUUCUUCAUUACAUACACCCUCACUCCCCACGCCGUCUACCCGACCCAACUUACGCAGGCUGUCGGGGCGCUCCGCUACAUAAUUGACAGAACCGGCCGUAGCCCUUCAAACGUCUUCAUCGCAGGCGACUCAGCCGGCGGCAACCUCACGCUGGGCGUUCUCUCCCACCUUUCCCAUCCGCACACGGCAAUUGAGCCACUGGAGCUUUCUGGGCCGCUAGCCGGCGCCUUGCCUAUUUCGCCGUGGGUCUCCUUCUCGCUGGACUAUCCAUCCGUCGAGGAGAACAAGAAUAAAGACAUACUUUCGGCUUCGAUCCUGAAGAGAUGGUCAUCGUUUUACGUUGCAGAUUCGGAAGCGGAUAAUUACAUGGAGCCGCUCCGGGCACCAGCAGAUUGGUGGAAGGAUCUUAAGGUUAGAGAUGUGUUGUUUCUAACUGGUUCGGAUGAAUUAUUCCGUUCACCCAUCGAGGAGUUUGUUGGGAAGUUCAAGACCGCUUUUCCGAACACGACUUUCGUUGUGGGCAAGGAUGAAUGCCACGACGCGCCCAUCGUAAAUUUAAUGAUCGGUGAUCGAUCCGGAACAGAACAAGGGAAAGCAUACGCUUCGUUUUUGACCUCGAAACUUUGAUGGCCAUAGGUUGCUGAAUGGGUGGUAGGAGCGCGGUCAAUUAAGCGGAUAGCAUGACAGAGUAAUAAAGUUGCACAAUGGCAACAGGCAGAUAAAUAGGAUAUGAGCUGUACAUCCACAUACCUAAUAAUUUUAAUACUGCCGGUAUUAAUCGAUGUGUUCUCCGGGGCUUUUAGUAAUAAUCUAGCGUAUUUCCUUUUGCAUUGCCCUUAAAAUACAAACUCAGCAAAUCUCCCGCAGCAGAAGCAAUGAUUCAAAUCGUCAAGACAUUAGAAACGCAAAUUUUCGUCUGCUUUUGUUUGGUUCAAGCUUAAAUUGUUCGUCUAUGGUUUAAACAGCAUGGACCCGGCUAACGGCUAACAACAGAAAUGGAAAUGGAAACAGAACUAUAAACCUGAAAAAGAAGAGCGAGAGCAUGUAGAGGCGGAUUACCUACAAGAAUGAUGCUAAAAUAGACGAACGUAAAGGGAAUAACAUAACGAAAAGACGGUUAGGCUAU
Molecule: messenger RNA, 2255 nt
Organism: Blastomyces dermatitidis ER-3
Lineage: Eukaryota; Fungi; Ascomycota; Eurotiomycetes; Onygenales; Ajellomycetaceae
Product: alpha/beta hydrolase fold protein
Exons: 4
Coding region: 683-1756 (357 amino acids)
Molecular function (GO): hydrolase activity
Source: RefSeq, a predicted model, not a curated record